AUGUCAAUCUGCACUACAGAGGAAACUGUCUCCUGUCUGGCAGUGAACACAAAACAAAUACUCCAUGACGCCGACAUCAGUGGUACAUUCUUGAUUGAGUGGGUACUUGUAACCGAUAGCUGGGAGAUGUGUGUUCCUACGUCCGAAGGUCUUAUUCCACUUGAACACGCGAAAGAAGGGCAGAUGAUUAUUGUGUAUAUUUCGGAUGGCAAGCUGAAACGUUUCCCGGAAGGAGAGCUGGAGCCGGUACUGCAAAAUUCCUGUGUAUUGCAGGCGAUCCUGAAGAGCCCCAAGAUCGGUCGUACCUGGAUUGUCCAUUCCCUAAGAGCGCCGAGAUAUCUAUUCGCCCUGCAUUCUGCAGUCAGAACAGGCACUCAAAAGAUAGAGACUUGUCGGCCUUGCUGGGAGGAAGUAUCAGCUGCUGCCCGUCGAGAGCUCGAGCCUCAACAAGAGGAGCCCGGGACCAACAGCAGCGACCAUGCUUGCCACAUCCUUAACGAUUACCAAAAUCAGCUGCGAUCUCUAGAUAUUAUUGGCCGGAGGAAAUUGAAGGAAGCGAAGCGCAGAGACCAGCUGCCGGGGUGA
Molecule: messenger RNA, 585 nt
Organism: Aspergillus luchuensis
Lineage: Eukaryota; Fungi; Ascomycota; Eurotiomycetes; Eurotiales; Aspergillaceae
Exons: 3
Coding region: 1-585 (194 amino acids)
Source: RefSeq, a predicted model, not a curated record